Morus notabilis is the source of this 4449-nucleotide messenger RNA. RefSeq names its product serine/arginine repetitive matrix protein 2. Gene Ontology annotation, molecular function: metal ion binding; RNA binding; protein binding. Lineage: Eukaryota; Viridiplantae; Streptophyta; Magnoliopsida; Rosales; Moraceae. Bases 201 to 3161 code for a protein of 986 amino acids. The record is from RefSeq and is a predicted model, not a curated record. The transcript has 8 exons.
UCCAUAUUUUUAGGCUUUAGCUUAGGUUUCUUCUUCUUCGUUUUCGUCGAUUCUAGGGUUUGGAAUCGCGUUGAUUUGAAGCGCCGUGCUGAUAAUGAGGCCUUUUUGAUUCAUCGAAGGAACGUUGAUUCAUCGAACUACUUUAAGUAUCUAGGGCUUGCGAUUUUUAUUGAGUUGGGAACUAGGGUUUUUCGUUUCCAAUGGCCGAUCGGAGUUCAGCCUUGGCGAAGCCGAUAUGGGUGAAGCAAGCCGAGGAGGCGAAGCUGAAGAGCGAGGCGGAGAAAGCGGCGGCGGCGAAAGCGGCUUUCGAAGCCACAUUCAAGGACGUGGAAAAGAGCCGCGAGAAGGGCGGCGCGGCGGCUUCGUCAGACAGCGAGAGCGACGAGGAGGCCGAGGAGGACCUGUCGAGGAAGCCUAUUGGCCCGGCGGACCCCGCGAAGUGCAUGGCGGCCGGGGCCGGGAUCGCGGGCGGGACGGCCUGCGCGCCGUCGUCGUUUGUGGUGACUGCGAAGGACGCCGACGGCAGGAAGUGCCCGAAUGGGGGCGCCCAGAUCAAGGUGAAGGUGUCUCCCGGGGUGGGAGUGGGAGGGACGGAGCAGGAAGGGGUGGUGAAAGAUAUGGGUGAUGGGACUUAUACGGUUACUUAUGUGGUGCCGAAGAGAGGGAAUUAUAUGGUCAACGUUGAGUGUAAUGGCAAACCAAUCAUGGGCAGCCCAUUCCCAGUGUUCUUCAGUGCAGGUGCAACUACUCCUACUAGCGGAGGACUAUUGGGUUUGGCUCCCACAUCUACAUUUCCGAAUCUAGUUAACCAAACCAUGCCUAACAUGCCAAAUUACUCAGGGUCUGUUUCAGGGGCAUUUCCAGGACUGUUGGGAAUGAUUCCUGGCAUCAUUCCUGGUGCUUCAGGUGGGGCCAUUUUGCCCGGAAUUGGAGCAUCUCUUGGCGAAGUUUGUCGAGAAUAUCUUAAUGGUCGCUGUGCCAAAACUGAUUGCAAGUUGAAUCAUCCUCCUCAUAACCUUCUAAUGACAGCAUUAGCUGCAACAACCAGCAUGGGUACUGUAAGUCAAGUGCCAAUGGCACCUUCUGCUGCUGCAAUGGCUGCUGCUCAGGCAAUUGUUGCUGCACAAGCCCUUCAAGCCCAUGCUGCGCAGGUGCAAGCCCAAGCUAAGUCGGGCAAAGACUCAUCUGCUUCACCUGACAAAGCUGGAAAGGAUGAUGCAUUGAAGAAAACACUUCAAGUUAGCAAUCUUAGCCCACUUCUCACUGUCGAACAACUGAAACAACUUUUUAGCUUCUGUGGAACAGUUGUUGAAUGUACGAUCACUGAUUCAAAGCAUUUUGCAUACAUAGAGUACUCUAAACCUGAAGAAGCAACAGCUGCAUUAGCAUUGAAUAAUAUGGAUGUUGGGGGUCGCCCCAUGAACGUUGAAAUGGCUAAAUCACUACCUCAAAAACCAGCUAUACUAAAUUCACAACUGGCUUCUUCAUCUUUACCCAUGAUGAUGCAGCAGGCUGUUGCCAUGCAACAAAUGCAAUUCCAACAGGCUUUGCUUAUGCAGCAAACUAUGAUGACACAACAAGCAGCAAGCCGAGCUGCAACCAUGAAGUCUGCCACUGAAUUGGCUGCCGCAAGAGCUGCAGAAAUAAGUAAGAAGUUGAAGGCUGAUGGACUUGUGAGUGAAGAAAAGGAAGAGAAGGAAGAAAAGGAAGCAAAGCCAAAAUCUAGGUCGCCUUCACCUUCUCGCAAGAAGUCAAGAUCCAAGUCAAGAUCACCAAUCAAUUAUCAUAGAAGGCGGAGAUCCCCUUCUUACUCUCCUCCUUCCCGCCAAGCUAGAGAUCGUCGAUCUAGGUCACCGAUAAGGUCUCGCCAUUAUUCUAGCUAUGACAAUGAGCGACGGUCAUUUAGAGAGAUUAGGGAUGGUGGUGACCGAUAUAGACGAAGGGAUUCAGGUAGAUCACGCGAUCAUCAUGUGUCUUCUUCAAGAAAACAUAGGAGUAGGAGUGCUAGUCCUGGAAGACGGAAGUCAUAUAGAGUUGAUUCUGUAUCACCAAAACGUCAUCGAGAAAGUACUCCACGCAGAGCAACUCGUGCUGGUUCAAGAUCGCCGAGCUACAGUAGAGGAAAUAGGUCAUCUCCAAGAAUCGAUGAUGAACGCAAGCUAAAUCACAGAAAACGUUCAAGGUCGAUAUCUCCAGAUGGUAAGUAUCACUCAAAUGGCACAAGAGAUGAAACCCGCCAUGAAAGAUCAAAGCACCGUGACAGAAGGCGCUCCAGGUCAGUCUCUGCAGAAGAUAAGCAUCAUAGAAUGUCAUUCGCAAGAAGUACAAAUGAAACUAAAUCUAAACAUAGAAGGCGGUCCAGGUCAAAAUCUGUGGAAGGUAAGCAUCGGUCUGUUGAGAAGGAUGCUAACAGAGAUGACAAGUCAAAGCAUCGUGGUAGAAGGCGUUCCAGGUCGACAUCUUUGGAAAGUAAGCGUCUCUCAGAUGGGAAAAUGAAUGAAACAAGAAAUGAGGAUUCAAAACAUGAUGUCAGGCGGUCAAGAUCAAGAUCAAGGUCAGAGUCUUUGGAAGAUAAGUUUCACUUUGAUGAUAGCGUGGAAGGAGGUAGAAAUGAAAAAUCAAAACAUCAUGCUAAGAGGCGUUCCAGGUCAAGAUCUGUUGAAAGCAAUCAUAAAUUGAAGGAGAAAGUGGAUGAUGGUAGGGAUAAAAGACCAAAGCAUCGUGGUAGAAGGCGGUCCAGAUCAGUAUCUGUUGAGGCUAAGCAUCACAGAAGGAGUAGAUCAUCCUCGAGAAGUUCUGGGGAAACCAAAAUGAAACAUAGCAGGCGUUCUGGGUCUAAGUCUCCUGAUGGCAAGAACAACUUUAAAGAUAAAUUAAAUGAAACAAGAUACAAGAAAUCAAAGAGUGGUAGGAGAAAAAGAUCUAGGUCAAGUUUGCUUGAAGAGAAGCUUCGCAGAGGAAGUAGCGGAUCUCAAAGUAGUUCGGAUGAGUCUGAGUCAAAAAACAUAAGGCGGUCUAAGUCAGAUUCUGAAGGUAAUACUCGUGGGGAAAACAAGGUGGAACCUGAUUCAAGGAGGCCAAGUAAACAUGAAGCACCUAUCACUGAGCAUUUAGAGAUUGGUGGAGCUGAACUGGAGGAUCAAAAUGGCAGAGGCAUGUGAAUAAUGAUCCAGAUAUUUCAGCUGACAACAGCGCAGAGAAUAUGAUUAUGGAUGGCAGCAGGGCUGUUUGAAUUCAACAUUUUUCGCUCCAAACAAUGCUGACUAGAGCGAUUCUGCUGAUAAACUCCAAUCAAGACUUUGAGAUUCUUAUAUAUGAACUUAAUCUAACUUGCUAGAAUGGCCGUGUUCUGGGAAGACUGCUUAAUUUUUCUAUUGGUGCGUGGCUCUUCAUGAAUUUUGCUGUGUGUUUGUUUUAUCUUUUGCAGGUCCUUUUGGAACAUACUGGAUUAAUUAUUUCAAGGGUGUUCUGCUUUCAUCUGCAAUCAACUCAUGCAUUGGUUGUAGUGAGCUUCUUUUUCUGAUUUAUGGCUCUUUGCAUGGUGAUGUCUUUGGAGCUUUGUGAGAUUCAUUUUGGCGCAGUUGGUUUUUUUGUGUGAUGUAAAUGAAGGUAAUGCUAAAGUCAAGUGAUACUCAGAUUUUGCUGGGAGGAAUUGCAUCAAAAUUCAUGGUGAUGAGUUUGAGCAGACGGGGGAUUACUUUUUAUUCUUUUACUUGAAUGUACACGUUGAAUGCAUAAUGGUUUUAAACAGGUAAUUUUCCUCAAUUACUGGGUUUGUUCUGUUGGGGAAAUUUCAGCACCUAUAGUUUCCUUUUAACCUUUACAACCUUCUUGACAGCUUGCUAACCUGCAAACAUGCUUUUUAGUAUUACAUUGUUCUUUCUUUGAGAUAAAAUAAAAGUGCUUGAUGUAGUAGUUAUUCGCUGAAUAUCUCUCUUCAUAAGUUAAAAGUUACGUUCUAGUAAUUAGGUUUCUGUCAGUUGGCUAUCGUAAAGCAGUCCUACGCAAUGGCUUCCCCGUGGGAAUUCCCGAGUGUUUUUGCUGUUAUGGAACAAUGAAUCUGCUAGUUGGGAGGAUUUUUGGUACUAUUUUUAUUUGCACAGAGGCCAUUUUUACGCCAACUGUUUUUGGCAUUUAGACCGACAUUGUAUGCUAUCUGAGGUAUAGGUUUAGCUUUUAAUGGAAUGUUAGCUUCAUCCUCUGCACUACUUUGAGGCUUGAGGAACUCGCUAUGCUUUUUGGCUGCUGUUCUGUGCAGUAGUUUUUCAAUUCUUCAUAUGUUCAUAGCUAAAAUUAAUGCGUGUUUCCCGUUUGAAAAAUGUUAGCUCCAGUCGUCUGCUACGCCUUUCUCUUCACUUGUGAAGAAUUGGCAUUCGAAAGAGAUAAAUUCAUCGAGCCUGAAAGGGUUAUAUAAGGGAUUUUCAGUUCCCAAGCUAUAUUGUGGCCCUC